This is a messenger RNA of Amoebophrya sp. A25, 5819 nucleotides long. NCBI's taxonomy places the organism in Eukaryota, Dinophyceae, Syndiniales, Amoebophryaceae. The record is from the annotation of a GenBank genome assembly.
GUUUGAAUCUCAUAGGUUUCAAUCAUUCGGCGAUAGUUUUUUGUCUUUAAGUAGUUCGUGAAACAAAUGCAGAUUUCAGGUACACUAACAUGCAGCUGAUAGUGCACCCACAUUGUGAAUCAUGUCAAUCAAAUUCAAUUAGAAGCCAGUCCGUGAAUGAAAGCAAGACAGUGGUAUGUAAUUGGCUCAGGACGAGGCGGUUGGGUGAGAAAUAGCAUCUAGUAGUUCAUGGAAGUCGCUGCUUUGUGGUAUUUCUGCUAGUUUGAACCACGGACGGGCGGUUGGCGCCACGCGGAAAGCGUGGAACAUAAAGACGGCGUUGUUUCUUUGUGCAGCAGAAUCAGGCGAUCGCCACCCCGCGACUCAGUGUACUGCUGCCUCAAUAGCGAAUCUGAGGCAUUGUCGUGGGAAUCGAGCGGCAGAUGCAGAUCUACUAGGUAGCGCUCCUGGCCACGGACCGACUUUGCGCUGUGAGACUAAGCUGAUUGCGAGGGAUUGCUGGCGACAGAAAACGCUCAUUUUUUGGUCGUAACGCACUCGGCGAAAAGUGGGCGAAAAAUCUCGAGGCCAACUCCAAUUUUUCUGCAACUAGGCAUCUUCCUGUCAGUUUUUUCCGAAUACCAAAACGACAUUCCGAGUGCGCUGACUUGCAGUGAAACAACGACGGAACAAGCGUCUCAGCCGUCUACAAGAGAUAAGACGACACCAGGUGUUGCACCACAGUGCUAUAACUACCUAAUACUCUCACUCAGUAGUUGCAGUAGCUUAAUAAUACUCACUACAGCUUCUUCUUCUUGUAGUCUGGUAUCGUCCCAAGUCGACCGCCUAUUAUUUUCGCAAGGGAGGCAACAUCAAGAUGCCUGCUGCAGGAGGAGAAAACGAGGAUGUCAAGAACUCGCUGGACGCCGUCAUGUCGGCGACCGGUGGCCUUGACGACCCAGGUCUCACUGCUGCACUCUCAGGAAACUUGAAGGAGACACCGAGAACAAAGGAAGCCUUAAAACGAUGUGGAAUACUGCUUCCCGAGCUCAAAAUCAAAUCCUUUCAGGACUUUCAUAGGCCAACGGUAUUAAGGAACUGUUUUUCUAUACGUCAGUAGACCUUGGCUGUUAAUAAUACUUUACUUGAGAAUCUUAUUGUUCGAUAUAAAGUUGCUUUUGUUACCAGUUUGUUUUCUUGCUGAUAUUGAUGUAGCUUUGCUGGAGACCACCCGUUUUUUCGAUUUUUUCCCAGGACACGGUGGAGAAGCAGCGAUUACGAUAUAACCACUAUGAGACGAGGAGGCAAGCGAAGCUUAGUCUUGUGCUGCAGGAGCGAGCGAAGGUGUUAAUAGUUCUGCAUUUAAUUUAGGGCUGAUGAUGUAGUAUUGUUUUAGCUGUGAUGCUGCUUAUCUUGUUGACCUUGACAUCAAUUGAAAAAUCCAUCCAUAGUGUUGACCUGUUGACAUCAAGCACUCACAGGAUUAUCCAUUUAUCGUACUCCUAAUACUAUCAUCUUCAGGUAUUCGUGGAGAUGACUAAAAAGCAGCAGCAGGGCAAUGCGAACGCAAAAAGUUAUCAGAGCAUGCAUAUGCUUGAACAACUUCUAGAUGCAGAGGCAGGCCGGUUAGAGGGAGAGCUGAAGCAGCAACUUAGGUAAAAAGGUCUAGCGUUUUUCAUCCAGGAACCUGUCGUUUCCACUUAUACCUGCGUCACACAUUUUACUUUUACAGUGACAGUUCUUUGGAUCACCCUGACCGCAUUGUUGAUGAAAAAAUUGUAGAUUUAUGUUGGUAUCCUGUUCUUCUUUUUGUCCGACAAGAAAAUGGAGGAUUCCAUUUCCAACCUCAAAAAAAGUUAAUACUUACAUCAUAUAUGAUAGGUAUCACACCGUAGUGGAGAACGAGAACAAAGAGCAGCUCGAGAAGGAGGCGAUGAUGCGGGAUAAACAGAAAAAACGGGAGGAAAAGUCAUACCUAGUGAAAGAGGAAAAGGCCAUUAGGGUAAAGCAGAACUCGGUGGCGAAUGACGCGAAGAGAGCCCAUUCCCAGAAAAUCUUGAAAGAUAUCAAGGUACCACUUAUUUGGAUAUCAAGGUAUCACUGAACGGAGAACACUUAGUCUUAUUACUUUUUUGCGAAGGCACUACUUUUUUGCUGAACGAAGAACACUUAAUCUUCUUACUAGAAGCGAAGGAGUAGUAUGUUAAUCACUAUGAACAACUAUUUAGUAGUCUAAGUAAUCACUAUGAUGAACUUCUUUUAAUAGAAGCGAAGUCGCGUGUGAAUGUUAAUAGAAGUGAAUAAAUCGGAACAUACUUAGCUAGACUCGCUGCAGCGGAUGAAAUAAUCUUUGAAACGAUUAUCAGAGUAACCACGAAUCGAAGUGUGCGAAUUUUCUUGGGCACGUUUUGGAGACGGAAGUUCGCAUUAGGGAAUUCCGGAAUAGUCAGAGUGGCCGGAACUUCGAAAAAAGCGAAGCUUGGAAAGCGAAAGUCGCAGGGAUCCACAAGAACUUUCGUGCGAUACAAGAGGAACGCAUUUAUGAAGUGUUACUUAUAGAACCUAGGUAAUUACUUAGUGAUUGGAGAUUGCUUACGAGGAGUGUGCCUACUAGGAGUGUGCCUACUAGGAGAUUGCUUACUAGGAUUGCCUACUAGGAGAUUGCUUACUAGGAUUGCGUGCUCGGAGAUUGCUUACUGAAAAGGAACAUGCCUACCCCGUGCUUCGUUUUGCACGUUUUUUAUAGUACCCUUUCCCUUGGCAUUUUGCAUCGUCUCUACUUUCUGCUCUAAGCGCCGAUCCAUGGCAUCAAACAGCUGCGCAAGAAGGAGAGCAAGUUUGCCAUGAACGACGAGAAAAAGAAAGAAGAGCGUAGGAAUCUCGAGAUCCGGAAUGCGGAGAAGCACUUGCGCGUCAUAGACGUCCUAGACAAAAAGCAUCGCAUUGACCGACAAGUUGAUGCUAGGAACGAUCAGGUGAGCAUUUUGAACCCUUAGUUACAUGCAGACUAGUCCCGCGUACUUGCAUGACCAAGAACGAACAACGGAGCAAGUGAGCAAGAACUCAUAGAAGUAGUAAAGACAAAGAGGAAGACGAGGACGAAGGAAGAGCUUUUUGAUUUUCCUCCUGUAGGAUGGUAGGUGCGGCGAUAGGGUCGCGCGCGAUCAUAAUAAUGAUAAUAACAUUAAUUAUAGGAUGAGUUGUUAAAAAAUGAAUCCCAUUCCCAAUCUUUUCCAUCCUGAAAUUGGAUAAUUUUUGGAUAAGCUCGAGUGUAACUAGGAAUUACAAAUAUAAUUCUUCUUCCGAUUGUUCACAUCAGAUGCGAGAGGAGGCUUUGCAUGCACACACGCGUAUUACGACUCUGAUGAACUUGAAGGAUCAGAUAGUGAAACAGCGGAAAGCCAGGAUAUUUCAGCAAAGUGCUCUCAAGGGUAGGGCUCUCAACAUCAAGAACAUUCCGACCGGACCAGGACAGUACUUCGUGUUUUGAUAAAUUUCAAAGCAAUCAUUCUUCGUCAGUACCAUUUUUUCAUGACUGUCAUACAAAUCCUCAUUGUACCAAGAGUUGAGGAGGAUAGAAAGACUUUUCCUUGCGACUUUGCCUCUCUAUAUUUCCACUUUCUUUCCCCACGACUUUCUCUCUCUCUCUCUUUAUCGUCCUCCCUUACGUCCAGGUACGACAUCGAUCGAGAUCAGGUACUUCGUGAAGCACCAGUACCUAGAAUGCCAUUGCCACCGAAGCAAGAGGAAAGUGCGCUUCUUUCAGAUCAGAUACCACCUCCUGGCACAUAUGACGUGCACCUUCUACCAAACGGACAAAGAGUCGACACUAGUGUGCCGAGGUAAUAUGCACUACAGGAUAGUGAGAGUAAUACUGAUGCAGUACAGCAUAGUUCUUAAUAGAGAUUUACCUUAAAAGCUGCAGCUUCUUUUUGAAUAAAUUAACGACAAAGAGGGACAUCAAUAUACUGACACAUCUGCAACCUUCACAUCAGGAACGUCAUCUUCACGAAGGGAGCAGUACCGAACUUCAUCGAGGAGAACGUUCGGACAUUCAGAGACAACCCAGGGCCAGGCACAUAUAAGGCGUCGGCGCCAGGUAUUUUUCUUGUCAGGACUUGAAGAGUUCUCUCAAUAUCAUGUACUUAGCAAUGAUCCUACUAAUUGAAUCUGUUUUCAGUGCUCCGGUGUCACAAAGUGUGAUUUGUACUAUGAAAGAACCAUCCUAGUCUCAUUCUUCCACAAGAAGAAAAACAGGUAGCAACAGAUUUUUCUAACUAUGGCUUUUCAUGAUCUUAAACAUUCACAUUGUAAGUGCAGGCGGAAGUUGAAUCCAUCUUCAUUUCUCAUUCAAAUCAGGUAUCAACCUUGCGGCAGCGACAGCCGUGAUUCGGCCAGACAUGGUCAGAGCCGAAAAUAAAGAGGGCACUGUAUCAGCACCAGCUUGGGCCGAAGACUUUGCUAAGACGCCGGGACCUGCGGCUUAUCUCACCGAUAAGUUUUUGCGUGAUGAAGUUAAGGGUCGUUUCCGAAUUGCAUUCCUCACUACCAUCCCUGACUCUUUAGCUACACUUUCCAUCAUAUCAGGAUUCGUAUGUUUUAGAAGACCUAAUGUUGAUACUCGAAAUAAAAGAUUAUGUUUUAGACCUAAUGAUACUCGAAAAGAGGCCAGGGAUGUUUUGAAGAAUGUAAAAAUUCCGUCUAAUGAAAAAGCGGCGAAAAAGAUGGAGAGGAUACCGAAUCUAGGGAAAGCCAUUGCGCUUAGAUAAUUUAGUUGAAGAACUAAAACUAUAGUAUAUAACCAUAGAGCUGAGCACUCCAGGGCGGAGGAGCCGGGAGUAGUUAGCGGUGGAUCUUCGCAUAUUUUGCGCCAGUGUUGGAAUAGGAUGGACUUACUGGUGGAGGCGGUGCGUGGUAGAGGCAUUACAUACGCCGAAAGGGCAAUUGACGUGUGGAGGUGGAAGCAUAUUUAUAACCUAUCAUCGACCAUCCGGCGGUUCUCCCACUGUUAUAUUUUGUUCAUCAAUUUACUUCCUCCAUCUGGUGGUCAUGCAACCAGAAUCAGGUAACAGAACAGCCAUUUAUUUAAUCCGAUAAUUCAGACCCAGCAUCAUGUUUCUAUUACAAUCUUGAAUUUACGAUUCAGAUAGCUUCAUGUCAGACGCUGAACUUGUAAUGAACCUUUUCUUCAAAUCAUACCUUGCCUAGUACGGGAAUUAUGAAUGUUCAGAAUUUUUGCCAUGUCCAUGGAUAAUCGUUAGGACAAUCAAUAGAUCGUCUCAGAAAUAUGAGGGCGUCACUUGUGCCAAUCAAUGUCUACUUCAAGAAUUUUCUUUCACAUUUAUAUGGAUAAAGGAAGUGGAAGUACGCCUCUCUUUUGUAAAAUUCUUGUUGUAUUUCGUCUGCAUGAUUGAUGUGCCUCUGCUUUCUAAGGAAGAGAAUUACGACGUGUUAGGGUGCUCAUUCGUAAAUGAUGGUGAAAAUAUUUACGAUGCCUUUCCAUCUAUUCCUAUUGCUAUUUAAUUCCUGUUGCAUUCAAUGAACCUUGUCUCUUAAGAAUCUUAUUCUUAUUUGAAUUGCUUGUGUUGCUGAGUUGGGGAGACUCAGCGUUGCAAAAAGCGCCCUCGCUACAGCCCUUAAAUGUACAGACGCGAGGUUUUGGAUAUUAAUCCGAAUAAGCUGUUGACAACAUCAACUAGAACGCGUGAUGGCUGUGUGUUUCUUAAGUUUUGUGUAUAUACUACGAGCACAGCGAUCAUAAAGCAGGAUCGUCAAGGAGUCCUGGUGGUCCCUUGCAAAGAAAAAAAUGUAGAGAAUCAAUUGAAGGAGAUCUUUGUUAU